Cylicostephanus goldi is the source of this 252-nucleotide messenger RNA. NCBI's taxonomy places the organism in Eukaryota, Metazoa, Nematoda, Chromadorea, Rhabditida, Strongylidae. The record is from the annotation of a GenBank genome assembly.
GAUCCAGCUCCAGCAGCUCCAGCAGCUUCAGUAGCUUCAGCAGCUUCAGCAGCUCCAGCAGUUCCAGCAGCUCCAGCAGUUGCAGCAGCUCCAGCAGUUUCUGCUCCCUUAAUCAGUUCAGAGAAAACAACAGCCACAAUAACAAAGACAAUUGUGAGCUCCGACGCAGUGGUUGUUCCUGAAACCCCUGCGGUGAGAAGAGUGGACGAAGGAAAGAAGGAUGCUCCACAGCCGGAGAUCAACAAGAAUUGA